UGUUGAACCACAUUUGGAACAUCGUAAUUGUUUGCAGUUGUGUGUAUGAAUUGCAAUGAGUGCAAUUACCGUUGAAUAUAACUAACCCAUUCACCCCAUUGUCCAUUUCUUUCGCAUAUUGGUUCUAGAUUUGGAUGAUUUUCUCAUCUCCCACGUAACAGCCACUAAAGCCAUUGUUUUUGGUCUUCAUUUUCAUUUUCCUCAUCUGGGUUUCCUUCUCAGAAAGCAUGCAUUGCACUUAGCUAAGCUUUCCAUUUGAUCCAGACAGUACUUCAAACAUGUUAUUUCAAUUUCAGUGGUGUUGUUAACUAAAACUACAUUUUUUUUCUUUUUUUUUUGCCUUUUCUGUUGAUAGAGAUCUUUCUCUAUUGAAGUGGAAGUGUUCAACAUCUGAUGACAAUGAGGAUAAAGCAAAGUUUUUUGUGUUUUGUAUGGAUUUUGCUUUGUGGGUCUUGUUUGGGAUCGUUUGUGGUGGAGAAGAACAAUUUGAAAAUCACUUCCCCAAAUUCAUUGAAAGGUAUAUAUGAAUGUGCAAUUGGGAAUUUUGGGGUCCCCAAGUAUGGAGGAACCAUGAUUGGCUCAGUGGUGUACCCGAAGACCAAUCAGAAUGGAUGUCAACCCUUUGAUUCCUCGUUGAGUUCCAAGCCCGGAACCUUCCCCAGCUUUGUUCUUAUUGAUCGAGGAGAGUGCUACUUCACUUUAAAGGCGUGGAAUGCACAGAAAGGUGGAGCGGCGGCCAUUCUUGUUGCAGAUGAUAGGACAGAACCAUUGAUCACCAUGGACACACCUGAAGAAGGAACUGGCUCCAGCAAAGACGAUUAUAUUGAGAAGAUCAACAUUCCUUCUGCCCUUAUCAGCAAAUCACUAGGGGAUAAAAUCAAGAGUUCUCUCUCUAGUGGGGAAAUGGUUAAUGUGAAUCUUGAUUGGAGAGAGGCUCUUCCUCACCCUGAUGAGAGAGUUGAGUAUGAGUUUUGGACAAGUAGCAAUGAUGAGUGUGGACCAAAGUGUGAAAGUGAAAUUAACUUUGUCAAGGGUUUUAAAGGGGCAGCUCAAUUACUAGAGCAGAAAGGGUUUGCAAAGUUUACACCUCACUAUAUAACUUGGUAUUGUCCAGAAGCAUUUAUAUUGAGCGAACAGUGCAAGUCCCAGUGCAUAAAUAAUGGAAGAUACUGUGCACCAGAUCCUGAGCUAGAUUACAAAAGAGGGUAUAGUGGUAAAGAUGUUGUUAUCCAAAACUUACGUCAAGUAUGCUUCUUUAAAGUGGCAAAUGAAAGUGGAAAGCCUUGGCAAUGGUGGGACUAUGUGACUGACUUUUCAAUCCGCUGCCCAAUGAGAGAGAAUAAGUAUACUGAAGAAUGCUCAGACCAAGUUAUUAAAUCUCUUGGUAUUGAUUUGAAGAAAGUUAAAGAUUGUGUCGGAGAUCCUGAUGCAAAUGUCGACAACCCUGUUCUCAACAAUGAACAGGAUUCACAGAUUGGUAACGGCGAUCGUGGAGAUGUUACUAUACUACCUACUCUUAUUAUAAACAACAGGCAAUAUAGAGGUAAGCUAUCAAAAGCAGCAGUACUCAAGGCAAUAUGUUCAGGCUUCCAAGAAACUACCGAGCCAUCAAUUUGCUUAACUCCAGACAUGGAAACUAACGAGUGUUUGCAGAACAAUGGUGGUUGUUGGCAGGACGCUGCUGCUAACAUUACUGCGUGCAGGGACACUUUCAGAGGAAGAGUAUGCGAAUGCCCAGUUAUACAAAAUGUGCAGUUUGUUGGUGAUGGAUAUACCCAUUGUGAAGCUACAGGGGCCUUGAGGUGUGCAAUCAACAACGGAGGUUGUUGGAAAGAAACCAGAGGUAGCACGACUUUCUCUGCUUGUAUUGAUGACCACACCAAAGGUUGCAAGUGUCCACCUGGAUUCCAGGGAGAUGGAGUCAACUCCUGUAAAGACCUGGAUGAAUGCAAGGAGAAAUUGGCCUGCCAGUGCCCAGAAUGUCAAUGCAAAAAUACUUGGGGAAGUUAUGAAUGCUCAUGUACUGAUGGUUUGUUCUACACGCGAGAAAAUGAUAUGUGCAUUGGAAAAUAUGCUGCUUCGGUGACCGGUGGGGGCAUCGUUUGGAUGGUUAUUCUGAUAUUGGCUGUUGCUGGUGUCGGGGGGUAUGCAUUUUACAAGUACAGAAUCCGGAGAUACAUGGACUCUGAGAUAAGGGCAAUUAUGGCCCAAUAUAUGCCCUUGGAUAAUCAACCGGAGACUUCUAUUCAAACUCAAGGAGAUGUCUAGAAAGUAUGGGAAUCCCAUCUCUAUGCAAAGACGAAUUUGAUAUCUUGGACAUUCUCUACAGUUGGUUAGUUAUUAACACAGACAAACUGCUUAACCCGAGGCUCUCCUAGCAUCAGGCUUAGUUAGUAUCAUCCUUACCCCUCAAAUCUCUUUUUCUUUCUGUUUCUUUUCCUUGUUUUUUCUCUUUUUCUUCCCUCGAAGUGGAUGGUUUGUUUUGCUGAGGAAGCAUUAAUAUGGAGUAGAGUCAUGUCCUUUUACUAAUUUAGGCAACUAGAAAUUGGCACCGUAUUUCUAUUCAUCUGGGGAUGUUAGAUACGGCAUGGAAAGAGACAUUAUUUGGUAGAAAUGAUCAAUUUUGCUUUCUUCUAUUAUUUUUUAUUCCAGUUUGUAAAUUUUAUGAAUAAUAUCUGUAGUUUGAUGCUGCCAAUGACCUACUAAAUUAAUUGCAAAGCUCCCAAGAGUCAGGAUCAAACAAACCUAAACUUUCAACAGAGCUCUUGCCGGUUGAUUGGAAAAUGUCCUGAUAGCUCAAAUUUCCAGGGGAAUAAUUCAUUUUGUAUCUUUUAACCCUAGCUAAAGGUUGCUACCGCAUUGGCACAGCAAUUGGGAUUAUA
Molecule: messenger RNA, 2882 nt
Organism: Vigna radiata var. radiata (mung bean)
Lineage: Eukaryota; Viridiplantae; Streptophyta; Magnoliopsida; Fabales; Fabaceae
Product: vacuolar-sorting receptor 1
Exons: 12
Coding region: 394-2268 (624 amino acids)
Molecular function (GO): calcium ion binding
Source: RefSeq, a predicted model, not a curated record